Molecule: messenger RNA, 1488 nt
Organism: Trypanosoma rangeli
Lineage: Eukaryota; Euglenozoa; Kinetoplastea; Trypanosomatida; Trypanosomatidae
Exons: 1
Coding region: 1-1488 (495 amino acids)
Source: RefSeq, a predicted model, not a curated record
AUGGUGAAGGUAAAAUAUACGGCAAAUGUGAAGGAAAGAUGUUUCCCAUCUUCUAAUAUGGGUAGGUGUGGUUCUUCCGUGGGCUUUCGCCCAGCUUCUAUUUAUUUUCAGAAUAAUCAAAAAAAGAUGGGGACACCUGUGCUUGACACCCGCAGUCUGCAGGAAUUGACGAAAAACACGGAAACUCAAUCACGACAAUCUGCUACUUCGCGGAGCCGCUGCUCGUCUUCUGUAAUGGAGUUGGAAGAAACCAUUGCUGAUGUCAUGGGAAUCCGAAUGCAGUCAUUGACGGACUUGGGACUUCGAAUAGAGGAACUCUCUUCCAUAAAUAGGCAGGAGGAAGCGGCUUUUCGACAGCAGAUGGGUGAUAUCCUUCAACAAUUAGAGGCUGCGCGGGUCAACCAGUUGGGUACAGAGAACGACUACAAGGCACUUCUACAAAAGGAGCGCACUGAGCGUCAAUCUGUAAUGUCAUUGCUGCAACGCUUUAAAACUGAAGGUGCUGAGGUAAUUAAUACAAUGAAGGAAUCAUUAAGGGAGGCUAGAGCUAAAUGGAAGGCGGAGGUGGAACUGAAUGCUCAACUAACUGCUCAGUUAAGGCAGUCCCAGAAGAAAAAUAUGCCACAAAACAAUCUGACGACGAAUGAUGCUGAUAGGUUUACAGCAGGAUCUACUGAAAAUGCGCUGUAUACCAAGGUUGAGAUAUUGACACGACUUCUUGAAGAGGAGGACGCCAUUGUAGUUGAGUUACAGCAGCGCAACAAAACUCUUGAAAAAAAAGUUUCUGUUCUUACGCAACAACGUAAUCGGCUUUUGGAUCUCGAGGCACAACAUUUAGAAACUGAGGAAUUUAAUACUGAGUACAAAAAAUUGCUGAAUACAGUUUGUGGGUUUGAGACGAUGGAUAAAGAAACACCACUAGAGGGGAGGGUAUGUGUUUUAACCCGCUUUACAAAAAUGCUUUUACAACGUUUGCAAUCAGAGCAGAGACAACGGCUUCGAGUUGAAGAGCAAACAGUUCGAAUGGCUUCGGAGCAUGAUCAAAUAGUACGGGCAUUGGAGGCUCGUAUCAAAAACUUGGAGCCUCACAAGAGUAGUGGUGUAUCUUUAUCCCGACAGAAUGUUUCGCAAAUUGGUGAUGAAGAUGCAUGGAACAACGGGUUAAAUAAGGGAAAAAGCGAAACUCCACUUACAGAUGAUGAGGUUUCUCCAAAAGGAGAUCAGUCAAUCGGCCAAGAGAAUGUGAACCCUUUGAAAGCUGAUAACGACCCCAAAUUGCCUUUUAUUUCUUCGGAUGAAGUGAAUGGUAUCGAACCAGAUUCGCAUGAAUUAGUGCCGUACGGCUCCACUGGGGACUCUGUACAUGCAACAUUAGAGGCCCAGUUAGCAGCUUUUGCAGGUGAUUUUCGGCAAUCUGUCGCGGAAUGGAUCACGUUUCCGUCAACUUCAGAAAAGGCGUUACGGAAGGAGGACUUUUGUUCCAAGUGA